GUAGUGCGGAACACACCCCGUGCAGGAGAGGAGCGGACGGCGCGGUUCGGGUUCUGGUCGUGUCACUAUGCAAAGCCCCCUUCGCGCCGCCCUGGGUGCCGCCGCCGUUGUGACCGUGUGUGCUGCCCUGGCCCUGGCCCUGCCGGCCGGGUCGGGGGCAGCUGUGGGGGCCGGGGCCGCGGGGGCCAAGGUGUUGACGGCGACCCUCAUCAACGCGACGAGGACCUCCGACGAGACUGUCUUCCUCCGUCACGGCAAGCUUGACGGCCUGGUGCGCGACGUUGUCCUGGCCGAGCUGCGCGUCGCGGCGCCCGACACCGUGCAGGACAACGAGGUCAGGUUUCUGCUGACCGCGGAUCCGGCGCUGUGCCUCGGCGGCGUCCUGGAUGACGUCCUGGAUGACGGGGAGCCCCCGCCAGACCCCGGCGCCGGCCCUGGCGCCAACGUGGUGGCCCAGGCCGCGAGUGUGCUCGCGGGCGCCGCGGGCACCACCGGUGUGGACAGUGUGUCCGCACCGACGAGGACUAGAACCGUCCGGCGAUGGUUCACGGUGACACAUAACCUCAACGCCAGACGGCUGUACGUGUGUGUGGGAAGUGACAGUGCGCGGACUCCUCCACGGACGUGGACCAGUGCGGAGCCCGCCAGCACUGACAGUGGCAGGACGUCUGGCCAACGGAUAGUGUGGAUUCACCAGGGUGACCAAGUAGUGCUAGAGUUGCCGGCCCCUGUCGGCGAUGCGGUUCAGAAGAGCGAAGCGCACACUGCUGCCGGGGCCCCGGCCCAGGCAGCCCAGGCCACCGUCCUGCCGACACGGCGGCGCCGCGCCUGGACGGUGAGCGAGGCCGUGCCCGCGCCGACGCUGCUCGGCUUCCGGGUGGAGCGGUCGUCGCACGGCGUGCACACGGCCGACGACGGCGUGCCCGAGGUCCUGGUGGCGUCCGAGAUCACGCUGCGCCUCUUCGGCGAGCGCUUCUCCAACGAGGCCGAGCUGGGCGUCACGUACACGGCCUCGGACGUGGGGGAGGACUGCAAGGACUUCUACCCCGGCUCCAAGUACUUCAAGCUGUUCGAUGUGAACCCCUCGCGGACGUCGGCGCUGGUGACGGUCAAGAUGCCCCCGGCCGCCCUGGCGCUGCCGGGCAAGCCGCAGUUCCUGUGCCUGCGCGCCUCCAACGCCUCGGCGCAGUGGUCGCACCAGGGCUCCGAGACGUACAUGACGUUCCGCUCGUACGAGCGCCUGCUGCCCGUCUGGCUGUCCAUCGUCAUCAUCCUGACCUGCCUGGGCUUCUCGGCGCUCUUCUCCGGCCUCAACCUGGGCCUCAUGUCGCUGGACCGCACCGACCUCAAGAUCGUGUGCAACACGGGCACGGAGCGCGAGCGGCAGUACGCGCGCGCCAUCCUGCCCGUCCGCAACCACGGCAACUUCUUGCUGUGCAGCAUCCUGCUGGGCAACGUGGCCGUCAACUCGACCCUCACCAUCCUGAUGGACGACCUGACGUCCGGCCUCGUGGCCGUCAUCAGCUCGACGCUGGCCAUCGUGGUGUUCGGCGAGAUCACGCCCCAGGCGGUGUGCUCGCGCCACGGCCUGGAGGUGGGCGCCAAGACCAUCAACAUCACCAAGCUCUUCAUGGGCCUCACCUCGCCGCUCAGCUUCCCCAUCUCCAAGAUCCUGGACUGGAUCCUGGGCGAGGAGAUCGGCAACGUGUACACGCGGGAGCGCAUCAAGGAGCUGGUGAAGGUGACGACCGAGUUCAACGACCUGGAGAAGGACGAGGUGAACAUCAUCGCCGGCGCCCUGGAGCUGCGCAAGAAGACCGUGGCGGACGUCAUGACCAAGCUGGAGGACGUGUACAUGCUGCCUCAUGACGCCAUCUUGGACUUCGAGACGGUGUCGGAGAUCAUGAAGUCAGGAUUCUCACGAGUGCCCGUGUACGAAGGCGUGCGAACCAACAUUGUUACAAUGUUGUACAUCAAGGAUCUCGCCUUUGUGGACCCUGAUGAUGAGACUCCUCUGAAGACCCUCUGCCAGUUUUACCAGAAUGAGUGUAACUUCGUGUACGAGGACCUUACUUUGGAUGUGUUGUUCAGGCAAUUCAAGGAUGGUAUAAAGGGCCACAUGGCACUAGUGCACAAGGUGAAUAGCGAGGGUGAAGGGGAUCCUUUCUAUGAGACAGUGGGUCUCAUUACUCUGGAGGACGUCAUUGAAGAACUUAUUCAGGCUGAGAUCAUGGAUGAAACCGACGUGUUCACUGAUAACAAAUCCAAAAAACGUAGGAAGCAGAAUUUAAAACAAGAUUUCACAGCAUUCUGUGAACGCCGGGAGAACCAGCACAUUCACAUUUCCCCUCAGCUAACUUUGGCUACGUUCCAAUACCUGAGUGCCAGCGUGGAAGCUUUCAAGCCUCAUAAUGUCUCUGAAACAAUCCUUCGUCGUUUGUUGAGACAUGAUGUCAUAUUCCACAUAAAGGUGAAAAAUAAGGAAAAGGCCAGACAAGAUCCUGCUACUUGUAUUUACCAACAGGGGAAACCGUCUGAUUAUUUCGUACUUAUCCUGGAAGGACGUGUUGAAGUUACAGUUGGAAAGGAAAAUUUAAUGUUUGAAAGUGGUCCAUUCACUUACUUUGGCACUCAAGCGCUCAUGCAGAGUGUGAAUGUUGCUGAGUCACCUUCUAUUCCUACCAAUAUGGGAAGUCUGCAGUCGGUGAAUCUGGAUGUCAUGCUACGUCACACCUUUGUACCGGACUAUACUGUUCGGGCUGUCAUGGAUGUUCUCUACAUUCGAGUGAGGAGGUCGGCAUACCUUGCAGCUAAGCAGGCCACUCUAAUGGCUAUAAGUCGGAAGGAUUCAACUGAUGAGCAUUUUGAUGAUGAGGUUGAAAAGUUAUUGCACGCUAUGGAUGAUGAUGAAGCAAGAAGUCGUGGUGAAUUGGAAUCACAGACACACAGUCCUCAGACUGAUAGGUCUUCUCUCCAUAAACACAACAAUGUUUCAUCUUCUGCUCCAGUCAACAAAGAAACUAGCCCAAAUGGCAGUAUUCAUUCUCCAUUAAGUCCUGGAAAACAGGAAACAGCUUUGUCAAGAAGCAACAGUCAGUCAAAAUCAGUAUUGUCCGGGGACAAGAAGUCUACUGUAGAAGAUAAUGCAGAUGAGCUUAAAUCAUUGCUGCCACAAGACCAAGAGCCCUGCUAACAGGAACAGGGUCUGUUUAAUGUGGUUGCAAAUCUGCUGCUAUUGUUGUAAAUUAAUUGGAUCUACUCUGCAAUUGAUGUAAAAUUUUUGACUGGCAGACAGUUUUGAAAACUUGAACAUAUCAUUUAUGUUUGAAGUAAGUGUGAGAGCCAGGGGAAGACAUCGAUCUUGAGUGGAAACAGUCUCAAAUUCCAUGGUACAAUCAAUGGCCUUGUUUCUUAAUUUGGCUAUUUAUUUGCUUCAGUUAAGCAUUUACUCAUGUCUCAGUGUUUUUAUUACUUCUUUCUGUGUCAUGGGGAUACAGAUUUCAUGGUUCUUUAAAUUAGAGUGUAACAUUACAGCCAAAGAGUCUUAUCUUCUGUUUUUAAUGAUGUUUUUAUUGGGGUUUCUCUUUUUUUAAUUAAAAAAUUCUCCUUUUUUUCUUGUUUUGAUACUAAUAUCAGCAGUUGUAUCAAUUAUAAACUUCCUUCAGAGGAAGCAUACUGUCUUUUUUAGAAUGUUUAGAAUGUGCUUAAGCACAAGUUUAUUGUACCUGUAGUUGUUGAAAUGUCUAAUGGUAGAUUGACAAAUAAUGUUUGUUCGUUUUUUGUUGUUUCGUUGUUUUUACCCUAGGUGUCAUUUUUCUUGAGAAAAUCAAUCCAUGAUGCCUUCCUGUAGGUCUUAGACUGGUGCUAAGGGAGAAAACGAUAAAUUUUAGUUCAUUAGUUCCUGUAAUAUUGUGAAACUGUGCCUUUUGACUCAAUGGUGAGAUUUGGAUUUGUGAGUCUCUUCCCAUUGAGAUGAUAGCAACCUACUUUCAUUUGUUACAAAUACCUCAAUUUGCAAUUGAGUGAUUUGACUUGACCAUUGCCUAGUUUCUGACACCCAUUUCUUUUCAUUUAAGACAUUCAUUUUUAAGUUAUCCUUACUUAGCAUCAAUUAAAAAUUGAGGAUUUAAACAAUAGCGGUAUUAAAACCUGACUAAGGGUCAUUGUAUUUUCAUUUAUUCAUUCAUUUAUUUAUUUAUUUACUUAGUGUAACAUAAUGAAGAAAAAUUAUCAUGAUUGCUCAAAAGGGUGCAGGCAGGAUUGCGGGGAGGAAGAAUAUCAUUAAUCUCCAUUUGUUCUAUUUUAUUGUACUUAAUCAUUGUAUUGUCAAAUUGCAUGAAAUUUGAGGAUGUUUAAAACUGUAUACUGAUGCAUUUCUUUUAUGGUUUCUGUAGAUGUUUGGUGAGCAAUGCUUGUUUUGUUCUGUGAUGACAUCCUUUAAACUGAUCGAGCUGUUCAAGCAGCCGUCUACCACCACAUGUUUCCAUCUAUUGAGGUGUUAACCCCCCCCCCUUUUUUUACAACAUAAAUCUUGCCAUUAGGCUGAUUGUUCACUUAAUGCCCUACCGUUAACAUUUUAUAAUUUUGCUCCCAAGAUAUAUGCAUUGUCUCUGUUUGCUUGAAAGGUUUGCCCUGCGUAGAUAGUAGUACUAUACAAGAAAACAACUUUAGCCAAAGUGCCUUCCUUCUAAUUUGUUAACUGGAGUAUAUUGUUAUGGUCUCAUAAUUUCUUUCAACUUAGAUAGGUUAUAACUGUGUUUUAUUUGUUGCCUAGCACUUGGACUGCUUACAGCUGUGCAUUUAUGUUUCGAUUGAGAGAUCUAUUUAGCUUCCCGGGUAGGGUAUAGUAGGUCAGGUGAGACAGGGUUAUUUAAUGCCAGUUUGUUGAUAAUGCAUCUCUUAUGUUGUUCUAAUUCUGUUCCUUGUUACUUUGUCUCACCAAGCCAUGCUGGGACCUAAUGCAAGAGUACCAUCUAUAACGACCUCGUUAAUUUUGAACUUUAUGUUUCACUGCUAAAAUGGGUACUUAUUUUUAUAUCCAUUCUUCAAAAUGGAGUAAGUUUGUCAAUAUAGUCUAUUGUCGUUAUGGAAUGUUGUUAUGUUGUAUUUUUAUAGUGAGCCAUCAGUAGCCCUACCAACGAUUUACAGUUCAUGAACUAUUAAGAACUUUUACUCCUGUAUCAGCUGUUUAUAGCCAGCUUGCAUAUGCACAAGGAGAAUGUUCUCACUACUUUUUGAACUGGUUCCCCAGACAUCUUGUAGGUUUAUGUGUAAAUUCCUUUUAUCACUUUGUUAAAGAAGCUGCCGGUGCAUCUUAAAUAUGUUGAAACAAAAUAUGGAUACUUUUUUCUUUUCAUAUUUCGAUCUGUAUUAUGAACUAAGAAGUAUUGUUGAAUAGCAUGGCCCAAAUAACAUGUUUUUACAUCA
Molecule: messenger RNA, 5427 nt
Organism: Thrips palmi
Lineage: Eukaryota; Metazoa; Arthropoda; Insecta; Thysanoptera; Thripidae
Gene: uex
Product: metal transporter CNNM4
Exons: 12
Coding region: 68-3193 (1041 amino acids)
Biological process (GO): magnesium ion homeostasis; transport
Cellular component (GO): plasma membrane
Molecular function (GO): transmembrane transporter activity
Source: RefSeq, a predicted model, not a curated record